Messenger RNA from Diaporthe batatas, 1692 nucleotides. RefSeq lists its product as uncharacterized. Gene Ontology annotation, molecular function: monooxygenase activity; oxidoreductase activity, acting on paired donors, with incorporation or reduction of molecular oxygen; iron ion binding. The coding region runs from base 1 to 1692 and encodes 563 amino acids. The record is from RefSeq and is a predicted model, not a curated record. Lineage: Eukaryota; Fungi; Ascomycota; Sordariomycetes; Diaporthales; Diaporthaceae. The transcript has 2 exons.
AUGUUUGUUCCACUACUUAUCGGCUUAGCUCUGGCCUACUUUGGCUGGAGUGUGGUCUGCCUAGAGCGUAACGUCAGAAAAGCCCGAUCUUUGGGCAUUCCCGUCGUGCGACUGCCCAUCGACCCAGUCAACUUUCUCUGGGUAUUCCUCCAAGGUUAUGUCUGGAGAAUGCUCGACCUUCUUCCGAUUGCAUGGCCUUCCUAUCCUGACUUCGUCAGGUUUUCUUACCGCGGCUGGCAUUUUCGCGAAAAGUCCAGUCCCGCAGUGCGCUUCGGGCCGAUUAUUAACACCCAGCGAAUAGAGCUCCUUGAGGUCUACGGACCGUGUAUUUCUACAGCUGGGUGGGAUGACUGGCCGCGUCAUCGUAAGGUUCUAGCUGCACCUUUCAAUGAGCGUAUAAUGUCUUUUGUCUGGGAUGAGAGCCUCCGUCAAGCUGAAGCCAUGUUGCGUUCUUGGUGCAGCCCCCUGCAAUCUAAAGAUGGCGUUCGCAGCGUACAGAGGGACACCAGAACACUGUCUCUGAACGUCCUCGCCGCCACUGGAUUCCGUAAGACGUAUGACUUUAGGGGCUCUGCCGAUGUUAUCGCUGUGCAGGACGAGGCAGGCAGCUACCGUGACGCUCUACAGACAGUCCUUGAUAACGCCCUUCUUAUAAUGAUUCUCCCGUAUAAGUACCUCCGGGGCUCACUAAUGCCCAGGAAACUUCUACGGAUUGGAAACGCAGCAAGGUCAUUCAAGAGACACAUGGUACAGAUGCUUGAGGACGAAACUACCGCUCUGAGGAACAAUAAGCCCGAUUCUGGCAGCCUCAUGGGCGCGUUCGUGCGUGCACUUGACAGGCAUGAGCGAGAAACUGUGACGCAGCCCGACUUAAGAGGAAGUAAAGAUGGGAAAAGAGGCCUUUCCAUAGAAGAGAUAUUUGGAAAUCUUUUCGUCAUCAAUUUCGUAAGUAAGGGCUCAUUCAGUGCAGUGACUUUUGUAUAUUUGCUAACACUUCACAAGGCUGGACAUGAUACGACCGCCAACACCCUUGCAUUUACCAUGCUUCUCUUGGCCGCCCACCCAGAGGCACAAGCCUGGGUAGCGGAGGAAGUCUCAACUCUUACCGUCGCAAAGAAUCAUGCUGUCGAUGAAUGGGAUUAUGAGUGCAUAUUUCCACGACUUAGGCGUUGCCAGGCGGUUCUCCUUGAGACUUUGCGUCUCUACCCUCCAAUCAUGUCUCUGCCGAAAUGGACAAAAGAUCAUUCCCAGGCGAUUCAAGUGGGGGACAAGACUUUGGUGAUCCCGCCCGGCGUUGGAACUUCUGCUCACCUCCUCGCCGUCCACACCCACCCAAAGUACUGGAGGGACCCCUUUGUCUGGAGGCCAUCGCGAUGGAUUAUUGAUCGUGAAGAAAGGGCAACUGGCUCAAAGGACUCCGGCGAGGAGCUGUGGACACCGCUUCCUCAUACGUACUUUCCCUGGUCCGAUGGGCCCCAGAACUGCCCAGGUGAAAAGUUUUCCAAAGUUGAGACAGUAGCGGUCCUGGCAUGUUUAUUGAAAAGCCACCGUCUCAGAGUCAAGAAAUUCCCAGGGGAGGCCGAAGAGGCUGCGAGAGAGCGCGCUAUCAAGUGUACUAACAAUGUGAAUCUGGAAAUCCUGCUGAGGAUGCGGGAUGCAGAUAGUGUGAGGCUAGUAUGUGAGAAAGCCUGA